Miniopterus natalensis is the source of this 3619-nucleotide messenger RNA. RefSeq names its product acylglycerol kinase (gene AGK). Gene Ontology annotation, biological process: sphingosine biosynthetic process; ceramide biosynthetic process; phosphorylation. The record is from RefSeq and is a predicted model, not a curated record. NCBI's taxonomy places the organism in Eukaryota, Metazoa, Chordata, Mammalia, Chiroptera, Miniopteridae. Gene Ontology annotation, molecular function: acylglycerol kinase activity; ceramide kinase activity; ATP-dependent diacylglycerol kinase activity. Gene Ontology annotation, cellular component: cytoplasm; mitochondrion; membrane.
UCUGUUUAGGAAGUUAUUUAUAUUCAUUUUGGAAAAUACAUUGCAGUUUAAUAAAUAAAAUAAAUGCCACCCAUUAGCCCACAACCAGGAGGGAGCUACUUACAUUUUUGUGUGUUUAUUUCUACUGGCAUUGUUUCCAUUUAUAUUUGUGUUUGGACAUAAUUGGGAUAAUACCAAUUAUAUACAGCUUUGUGGCCUGCUGAUUUUACUUAACAUUGUCUUUUGAGUUUUUUCCACAUCAGCAAAAAUCCUUAGUGAAGAAAAAUUUGCUGUAGAGAUGACAGAGUUCCCCUUGGCCCUCUUAGGGUCCGGGGCUGGGUCUGGAAAUGAACCUGACAAGGACAGGUUAACAAGAGAAAAGCAUGCACGUUUAUUUAAUAUAAGCUUUAGUGGCAUGGUAACCUUCGAGAGGAACUGAAGACACAAACAAACACACCUGAGUAUUUUGUGCUGGGUUUGCUGAAGAGUGGAAGGGUCUGAUCACAUAAGGGGUAACCGUCCUAAAUCUGAAACUUAGCAGGGGCUGCUUGUUAGCAUUCUUCUUGGCGUCCCUUUGCCUUGGGUGAGAAGGGUGCUUCUCUCCUCUAGGUAGAGAGGGCACCUCUCACAGGUGGGUUUUUCAACCUGUUUCAGGCCAGUAGGUGAGGUGGGGGAGGAGGUCAGAGUGACUGUCCCCUUCUCCCCGGUUUCUCAGACUGCUUCAGCUUAAAAUACUAUGUCAAGGUGACAUACUUAGGGGUAACAGGUCCUGAACCCCAUCACAUUCAACAGUUACUCAUUACAAGGAUAUUCUGUGCCAGAUCUUAUUUAAGCACUGGGGACAGAGAAGUGACCAGAACAGUCCCAGUGCUUCCUCUCAUGGAGCUUACAUCCAGUGGGAUGAGCUAAUAAAUUUGCAAACGCAUGUGAGGAUCAUCAAGUGGUAAGUGCAGUGAAGGAAACACACAAUAAGUGUGUGUGCUGUCCCGUUGUUUUUUAGUGAAGUUGGGCUGAUUUUACCUUCCCUGUGGGAGUGUUUGAGGGUGUCUGUCUCAUUUCAUUUUCUCAUCAGUGAAUGUGAGCAUUUUAAAAAGUUCGUUGAUUUUCUAGAUGACUAGCGAUAGUCCUUUGCAAUUUGCAUGUCUUGGAUAUUCAGGAAGUUGAACAUUUUUACAUAACCAUGUGCAUUUCCUCUUCAUUGACUUUUCUGUGAUCUCUGCUCACUCGCCUCUUGAGAGUCUAGUGUUUUCUGUUUUGAGUAAGCUCUUUACAUUACUGAUUUGACGUCGAGUCUUUUUGGUACAUAUAAUAGACCGACAAAUCUGCUUAUGUGGUGACUGUAAGCAGGAAGGAAAAACGGGAAGCUUAGAAUUCCCUUCUCUUCCUGCCCCUCCUGCCUCCUAAUGCGAUGACGUAAAAGGGAUCCGAGAAGGAAAUGGUGUCCUUUAGGUGGAAAGAAGUGAAGAAAGAAAUUUAAAAAGCAAAUCUCUAGAAGAUGCCUGUGUUCUUCAAAACACUUCGAAAUCAUUGGAAGAAAACUACGGCUGGAAUCUGCCUGCUGACAUGGGGAGGCCAUUGGCUGUAUGAGAAACACUGUGAUAACCUGCUGAGGAGAGCCGCCUGCCAGGAAGCCCAGGUGUUUGGCAACCAGCUCAUUCCUCCCAACACACAAGUAAAGAAAGCAACCGUCUUUCUCAACCCUGCAGCCUGCAAAGGCAAAGCAAGGACUCUAUUUGAAAAAAAUGCUGCCCCGAUUUUACACUUAUCCGGCAUGGAUGUGACUGUCGUUAAGACAGAUUAUGAGGGCCAAGCCAAGAAGCUCCUGGAGCUGAUGGAGAACACGGACGUCAUCAUCGUUGCUGGAGGAGACGGGACACUGCAGGAGGUUAUUACCGGAGUUCUUCGAAGAGCGGACGAGGCCACCUUCAGUAAGAUUCCCAUCGGAUUCAUCCCACUGGGACAGACCAGUAGCUUGAGUCAGACCCUCUUUGCCGAAAGCGGAAACAAAGUCCAACAUAUUACCGAUGCUACACUUGCCAUUGUGAAAGGAGAGACAGUGCCACUUGAUGUCUUGCAGAUCAAGGGUGAAAAGGAGCAGCCCGUGUUUGCAAUGACUGGCCUUCGGUGGGGAUCCUUCCGAGACGCUGGCGUCAAAGUUAGCAAGUACUGGUAUCUCGGGCCCCUGAAAACCAAAGCGGCUCACUUCUUCAGCACUCUUCAGGAGUGGCCCCAGACUCACCAAGCCUCUAUCUCGUACACGGGACCUAAGGAGAGACCUCCCAGUGGAGCAGGAGAGACCCCUCCUCGGCCCUCUCUGUACCGGAGAAUAUUGCGGAGACUCGCAUCAUACUGGGCGCAACCGCAGGACGCCCUUUCCAAGGAGGUGAGCCCCGAGGUCUGGAGAGACGUGCAGCUGUCCACCAUCGAACUGUCCAUCACCACACGGAACAGCCAGCUUGACCUCGAGAGCACAGAAGACUUUAUGAACAUCUGCAUCGAACCUGACAGUGUCAGCAAAGGAGACUUCAUAACCCUUGGAAGUAAAAAGGUACGAGACCCCAAGCUGCGCGCCGAGGGCACCGAGUGCCUGCAAGCCAGCCAGUGCACCCUGCUGCUCCCCGAGGGCACGGGGGGCUCCUUUAGCAUCGACAGCGAGGAGUACGAGGCGAUGCCGGUGGAGGUGAAGCUGCUGCCCCGGAAGCUGCAGUUCUUCUGCGACCCCAGGAAGAGAGAGCAGCUGCUGCCCCGCUCCGCCCAGUGAGCGGCAGGAGGCCGCCAGCGGGACCAACGGAGCUGAUGCCUCGCCUGUCCCCAGUGCUGUCAGGGGAUCCCAGGGCAUUUCCAUGGCACGCCCCUCUGCCCUUCUCACAGUGCUCCCCAAAGUGUGCUGGGCACCCGCCUUCCUAGCGCAUGCUUUACUCCGAGACAGCUGCUCCCCAGGCUAGUUCAAGGGCGACUCACACUCAACGGCGGGAAGAGGGCUAGACCUCCUUAUAUCCCCAGUGCAACCACAGUGCGAGCAGGCGCCAGGCUCGCCCCUCCCUUCCCGUCUGUUCUCUGGCCACCCUAGGACCCCCCGCCACCGAGUCCGGCUCCAGGCACCCCCAUAGGUGCUGCUGCUUGGCGAGCUCUGCUUGUUUCAGGACAAUCCUCAACCCAAAAAUGUAGCCGAGGUGUUUCCCUCUUCAGCCUGGGCUGGACUACUGUAAAUACCCGUGUUUUUUGUAAGUAGUGUUUCUUAAAUAUUUAAAUGUUGGCUUGCAUGACGACUAGCUGGGGUGCAUGUUGAAAACUGACUUCAUUGGGCUCCAACCCAAACCUAAACAACUCAAUCCAGGUGGAGCCCAGGAAUCCGCAUUUUUUCUAAAAAGCAGCCUCCCUUUCAGAUUAUUCUACAGGUUGUCCCCCAGCCUCACCGGGACAAAGUGUUGUAAAGCCGCAGACUUCCUAGAACUUUCAAAAACCACGUAUCCUGUCCCACUUUUAGAUGUAACUUAAAAGUUUUCAUGGGAAGUUAGAGUUGCCAAAGUAUGUACUUUCUGCUGUCCUGUAAAUACUGAUAUUUUAACUCUUUUAAACAUAUUCAUCCAUUUACAAAAAAAAUAAACAAGUUCUUUAGUAGUUGGAAAUUUUAAAUGGA